AUGUACGAGCACUCAGCAAAAAGCGAACGACCUCAGAAUCGAACUGAGUACCUCCUGCUGAAAAUCACCCUCAUCGAGACCAGCCCGAUUACAAGUCUAAGCAUCUGUAACGCGGUAGAGAAGCAAAAGGUAUUUGAGCUGGCAAAAACUUGA
This is a messenger RNA of Fulvia fulva, 153 nucleotides long. RefSeq lists its product as uncharacterized. The transcript has 2 exons. Lineage: Eukaryota; Fungi; Ascomycota; Dothideomycetes; Mycosphaerellales; Mycosphaerellaceae. Bases 1 to 153 code for a protein of 50 amino acids. The record is from RefSeq and is a predicted model, not a curated record.